Molecule: messenger RNA, 2605 nt
Organism: Myzus persicae (green peach aphid)
Lineage: Eukaryota; Metazoa; Arthropoda; Insecta; Hemiptera; Aphididae
Product: probable cytochrome P450 6a14
Exons: 4
Coding region: 426-1982 (518 amino acids)
Molecular function (GO): heme binding; monooxygenase activity; iron ion binding
Source: RefSeq, a predicted model, not a curated record
AAGUCAUUAUCUCUUCUCCGUCGCAGCCGAGUCGCAUCGAGUCGACUCGUAUGAUUAAGUGUAAUUUGUUAUUCAUUAUAGUACCGUCCCGAGGUCGCGAGCCGUUCGGUCGCCGGCAGCAACAAUAGUGGUAAUACGCAAUAAUAUUCUGAUAAAUACACAGUCAUCGCCGCAACACAACUACGAUAACAACGUUGGUAUACCGGUAUUGUGGCCGCACCCACGCGAAAAAGAGAUCGGCGUGGUGCUUCAGCACGGUGGGUUGUCGCGAAGUGGCCGCAGUGCGUCGCGUCUCUGCCGGUCUACUCUCAGUUCGUCUAUAGCACUGUACAGCGCAGCCGGUUCUAGUAGAUUCGCCGACCACCAGAACACACCAAUCAAAAAAUUCCUGUUCCAAACUGCCGUUGGAAAGUACUGCUCGCGCGAUGUCCGCGGUGCAGCUGCUCCUCGACUCGGUGGCCGGCUGGUGGACGGUCGCGGCGCUGGCGUUGUUGGUGGCCACGGCGUACCGCUUCUCGACGUCCACGUUCGGUUAUUGGCGCGACCGAGGCGUCCCGUACGUGCGGCCGACGGUGCCGCUGUUCGGCAACAUCGGCGGGCUGGCCCUGGGCAUCGAACACCAGGCGCGCAUGUUCAGCCGGAUCUACGACGAGUUCCGCGGUCACCGGUACUGCGGGCUCUACCAGAUGCGCACGCCGCACCUGAUGGUGUGCGACCCGGCGCUGGUGAACCGCGUGCUGAUCGGCGACUUUGCGCACUUCACCGACCACGGCAUGUACACGGCCCGGCCGGACGAGAACCCGCUGGCCAACGGGCUGUUCAACAUGAACGGCGCCCAGUGGAAGAUCAUGCGGCAAAAGCUGAGCCCCGUGUUCACCUCGGGCAAGCUGCGGCACAUGCGCGGCCAGGUGGAAGAGUGCAGCCAGCAGCUGAUGCGCAACGUGGCCGCGGACAUGCCGGCCGGCGGCGGCCAGAUGGAGAUCCGCGACGUGCUCGGCAAGUACUCGACCGACGUCAUCGGCACGUGCGCGUUCGGACUGCACCUGAACGCCAUCAACGACGAGCGGUCCGCGUUCCGCAAGCACGGCAAGGCCGUGUUCACGCCGUCGAUCCGCGUGCUGCUCAAAGAACUGGCCUGGAUGGUGACGCCGGCGCUACGACGCGUGCUUCGCAUCAGCGACAUCCCGCCAGACGCCGCCCAGUUCUUCACCUCCGCGUUCACCGACACGAUGAAGCACCGGCAGGAACACGGCAUCGUCAGGGACGACGUCAUGCAGUCACUGAUCCAGGCCAGGACCGACCUGGUCGUCAACAAGACCGAACCUUCAGUUGAAUUCUUAGAAACGGAUAUCGUGGCAAAUGCAUUUAUACUAUUCGCUGCUGGUUUUGAAACAGUGUCUACGGCGAUGAGUUUUUGUUUGUACGAACUUGCACUGAAAAAACCAAUACAUGACAAAGUGCGAGAAGAAAUGAAUACGACGAAGAAUAAAUACAACGAUGAGAUUGACAAUGAUUUUCUAAAGGAUUUACAUUAUUUGGAAAUGGUAUUAGCCGAAACCUUAAGGAAGUAUCCACCACUUAUAACACUAUUUAGGGAAGCUACGCAGGAUUACCAAGUACCCGAUGACACUUUCGUUAUUGAAAAGGGUACAAAAGUUCUUAUUCCUACGUACGCUAUUCAUCACGACUACAGAUAUUAUCCAGACCCCGAGACGUUCGACCCCGAACGGUUUUCACCAGAGGAAAAAGCUAAAAGACCAAAUGGAACUUAUAUGCCGUUUGGUGAUGGACCUCGCUUAUGUAUAGGGAAACGAUUCGCUGAAAUGGAAAUGAAAUUGGCGUUAACCGAACUUUUGACCAAAUAUGAAGUGGAACCAUGUGAAAAAACAGACAUCCCAAUGAGAUUAAGUUCAAGAUCAUUAAUUAUUAUGCCAGAAAAUGGUAUUUGGUUAAAAUUUAAACCAAUACAAGCCACCAAAUAAGCAUUGAACUUGUCAAUUCAAAAUAUUUAGUACAUAUUAUACGACUUAUUGAGCCCUGCAGCUUUUAGAUAAGAAAAUAUAGUUAUGGGCCUCAAAAUAUGAUAUUUAUUUAUGCAGCACAUAAAACAAAAUUAUCUUAUUUUAGAAUAUUCACAGUGAAAAAUACAUGGCCACUUCAUGUCCUCAAAAUCCCUUUUGAUUAUUUAAGUCUAAAAUAAAUGACUGCAUAUUAUGAAAUUUGAAUGCAAGAACUUACAACGAAUAAUAUUAUUUCACUUUCCUGUUAAUUACUAUCCAGCUCAUUGUAAAAGUGUGUGUACCCAAUUUAAAUAGUUAAAUUAAAAAUACUUAAGUUCGGAUAUUCGGGUGGGUACUUAUAUGUAUACGAUAAUUGAUAUAUUUCUAUUUUGUAUUUCUAUUAUAACAAGUUUAAAAAUCAAAUUAAUUAUAUUCUGUUCCUUGGCGUUUGCUGCAAUCAGUCACACUACCGUCCACUGCUACUAUUAUAGUUCUUGGAUGGGUGAUCAACAGGGUUGUUAGUGCCAAAAACCUUACCAUACAUAAACAAGAAUUUUCAACAACCGUUCCAACACUACCGUGUAACUCCUUGCGAUAGUUAACAG